Meriones unguiculatus (Mongolian gerbil) is the source of this 1074-nucleotide messenger RNA. It is a transcript of the gene Ostc, whose product is annotated as oligosaccharyltransferase complex non-catalytic subunit. The record is from RefSeq and is a predicted model, not a curated record. Lineage: Eukaryota; Metazoa; Chordata; Mammalia; Rodentia; Muridae. Bases 77 to 526 code for a protein of 149 amino acids. The transcript is spliced from 4 exons. Gene Ontology annotation, cellular component: oligosaccharyltransferase complex.
GAGCUGGGGGAGGCGGGAGUGUUUCCGGGCGGCGCGGGAGGCCGGAGGCCAGAGGGCCGGCCCUACCGCCGCCGACAUGGAGAACCUGUAUCGGGUCCCGUUCUUAGUGCUCGAGUGCCCCAACUUGAAGCUGAAGAAGCCGCCUUGGGUGCACAUGCCGUCGGCCAUGACGGUGUACGCCUUGGUGGUGGUGUCUUACUUCCUCAUCACCGGAGGAAUAAUCUAUGAUGUUAUCGUUGAACCUCCAAGUGUUGGCUCAAUGACGGAUGAACAUGGGCAUCAGAGACCAGUAGCUUUCUUGGCUUACAGAGUUAAUGGACAGUAUAUUAUGGAAGGACUUGCAUCUAGCUUUUUGUUUACAAUGGGAGGCUUAGGUUUCAUAAUCCUGGACCGAUCCAAUGCACCAAAUAUUCCAAAACUCAAUAGGUUUCUUCUUCUUUUCAUUGGCUUCGUCUGUGUCCUACUGAGUUUCUUCAUGGCUAGAGUAUUCAUGAGAAUGAAAUUGCCGGGCUACCUGAUGGGCUAGUGCGUCUUGAGGAGAAAUCAGUGGAUCCCGAUCUGCUCCCAUUAAUAAAGCUUUGAAGGCUGAACCACUCCCAUGUGCAAUGUGGAAACGAAUGAAAAGCAGCAUAAAAGCAGCAUUGAGUGACACCCUAGCAAGCAUAUGAAAGCUAGGACUGGAAUUCAUGGUAUCAGAGACAUGUUCAUUACAGUAUUUUUCCUGAUGAUCUAGUCCAGUUUACCAGCUAUGUCAAAUGGCAUUUUCUUCUUAGUUUUUUAUUUCUUAACGAAAACAUACUCCACUUCUAAAACUUUGGUAUUGAAUAAAGUGAUUAUUUUUUACAGUCCCCUCAUCAUUUUUUGGACAUGAUAUUUCUGAUUUUCAGAAGUUAAUGCAAAUCGGGAAGUAUAUUUUGAGAGCUGAGACAUUUGGACGACUGGCCAGUCCCUGCCGCGGUGCUUUGUCUUUAAGUGGUGUGUGUGGGACUCUGCAACUUCAGACACAUAUAGGAGACCGUUUCCUAUACAACGUGAUGUAUGAAAGGAGCAGAAAUAAAUGAUUUUUCUAAGUAA